Messenger RNA from Aspergillus vadensis CBS 113365, 849 nucleotides. RefSeq names its product E2 ubiquitin-conjugating protein MMS2. Lineage: Eukaryota; Fungi; Ascomycota; Eurotiomycetes; Eurotiales; Aspergillaceae. The record is from RefSeq and is a predicted model, not a curated record. Bases 108 to 527 code for a protein of 139 amino acids. The transcript is spliced from 6 exons. Gene Ontology annotation, biological process: DNA damage tolerance; protein K63-linked ubiquitination. Gene Ontology annotation, cellular component: nucleus.
CAAGGUCACAGUGCCCCUCCUCCGCCCCGAGGAUCGAAACGUCUUUCUUACAACUUCCUAUCUAACUUUCGUUCACUUUCGACCUAAUUCUACCUCUUAUCUGCACAAUGGCAGCUAAAGUGCCCAGAAAUUUCAGACUGCUCGAAGAGCUGGAGAAGGGUGAGAAAGGCUUGGGAGCUGAGUCAUGCUCCUAUGGUCUUGCAGAUGGUGAAGACAUGAUGAUGAGUAACUGGAACGGCACUAUUCUUGGCCCCCCUCACAGUGUCCACGAGAACAGAAUUUACAGCGUCAACAUCCAUUGCGGUCCGGACUACCCCGACAACCCCCCUACUAUUCAGUUUGUAUCCCGAGUCAACUUGCCAUGCGUUGAUGGCCGGAGCGGAAAGGUCGAUCCUACCAAGCUGCCCUGCUUGGCUCAGUGGAAGCGCGAGUAUACUAUGGAAACUAUUCUAGUUGAGCUCAGAAGAUAUAUGGCUCUGCCCCAGCACAAGAAGCUCCCGCAGCCUCCGGAAGGCUCGAACUUCUAAAAUGACGGUUUCAUGACUGGAUGGGGGUACGAAAGCGGAGUAUAUGUCUAUGCAUACCGGCGGGCAUGGCGCGGUCUUCUUUGAAGCCUAGUUGCAAUUCAUCGAUUUAGAACAUUGCUCAGUAUGAACCGUGUGUCGCUUUUGUCAAAAGCCAUAUCUGCCGAACUAACAAGACCUUGUACCCUUGUUUUGGGCGGGUAUUCGUUCAUAUUUUCACAGCUUUCAGAAGCGACCAUACCGGCGAAAGACACUAGACCAUGAUCAGCAUAUAGAGGAAUAUCCGGGAAUCGGGUCCCUUCCGUCGCCUGUUGUAGAUCGGAUA